GGCGCUACUUGUACCCGGAAAUGGUGACGUAGACAGACGUCUGAAGUAACGUGAUGACGUGGCUCUCUGGCCAGCACCAGCUCUGUGUAAAAGCAACCGGUUCUUACUUAGAACCAACCGCGAACCGGCUCUAGCACCAGCACUAGCACCAGCUCUGGAACCAGCUUGGUGUAAAAGGGGUAUCAGAAGGUUUGUCAGAGCGACAGAAGAGCUGCAGCAGAGACUAAACCUGUCUGAUUCUGGGUUUCUGAGUAAAUUCAGACUCAAAGUUUGUUCUCAACAACUCAGCAGAGUCUGGAGACACCGAGAUCCAACAUGUCUGCUGGCAGCAACCUGAGAUCUGCAGAUCAGUUCCUGUGCUCCAUCUGUCUGGAUGUGUUCACUGAUCCAGUCAGCACACCAUGUGGACACAACUUCUGUAAAACCUGCAUCACUCAUCACUGGGAUGAUAAUGUUCUCUACAAGUGUCCCUUAUGUCAGGAGAUGUUCAACACCAGACCUCAGCUGAAAGUCAACACCUUCAUCAGAGAGAUGGUUUCUGAGUUCAGACGUGAAGCUCAACAGAAAUCCAGCAGCAGCAGCUCAGAGCAACAAGCUGCAGAACCAGGAGAAGUUCCCUGUGACGUCUGCACUGGAACCAGACUGAAGGCCCUGAAGUCCUGCUUGGUGUGUCUGGCCUCCUACUGUGAGACUCACCUGGAGCCUCAUCUCACAAUGUUAGGUCUGAAAAGACAUCAGCUAGUGGAGCCUGUGGAGAACCUGGAGGACAGGAUUUGUACGAAGCACGAUAAACCUCUGGAGCUGUUCUGUAAGACCGACCAGACAUGUGUCUGCACGCUCUGCUCUGUUUUAGACCACAAGACUCAUGAGUUUGUUCCUCUGAGAGAAGAAUAUGAAGGAAAGAAGGCAGAGCUGCAGAAGACAGAGGCUGAGAUUCAGCAGAUGAUCCAGAAGAGACGACUGAAGAUUCAGGAGAUCAAAGAGUCUCUGAAGAUCAGUAACGAUGCUGCAGACAGAGAGAAAGCAGAAGGUGUUCAGGUCUUCACUGAUCUGAAGGAGUCUGUUGAGAGACGUCUGAAGGAGUUCAUGAAGGAGAUGGAAGACAAACAGAAAACUGCAGAGAAACAGGCUGAAGACUUCAUCAAAGAUCUGGAACAGGAAAUCUGUGAGCUGAAGAAGAGGAGCUCUGAGGUGGAGCAGCUCUCACGCUCUGAAGAUCACCUCCACCUCCUCCAAAGAUUCUCAUCCCUGGAAGAUGCUCCACCCACCAAGAACUGGACAGAGGUCAGAGUCCAUCCACCUCCAUAUGAGGGGACUGUGGUGAGAGCUGUGGACCAGCUGGAGAAGAACCUCAGAGAGAAGAUGAAAAAGCUGUUUGAAGCUGAGCUGAGGAGGAUCCAGCAGUUUGAAGCUGAUGUGACUCUUGAUCCUGUUACAGCAAAUCCCUGGCUCAUCAUGUCUGAUGAUGGAAAACAAGUCUAUCAUGGUGAUGUGAAGAAGAAUCUUCCAGAUAAUCCAGAGAGAUUCUCUAUGUAUUCAAAUGUCUUAGGAAAACAGAGUUUCUCUUCAGGCAGAUUUUACUUUGAGGUUCAGGUUAAAGGAAAGACUGACUGGGAUGUAGGAGUGGCCAGAGAGUCGAUCAACAGGAAGGGGAAAAUCACACUGAGACCUCAGAAUGGUUACUGGACUGUUUGGCUGAGAAAUGUAAAUGAGUACGAAGCUCUUGCAGGUCCUCCAGUCCGUCUCCAUCUCAGUUCUCCUCCUGAGAAGUUGGGGGUGUUUGUGGAUUAUGAGGAGGGUCUGGUCUCCUUUCAUGAUGUAGAUGCUGCAGCACUUCUCUACUCCUUUACUGGCUGCUCUUUCAGGGAGAAACUCCACCCGUUCUUCUGUCCUUGUGUCAACGAUGGAGGUAAAAACUCUGCUCCUCUGAUCAUCUGUCCUGUCAAUCAAACUGUCUGAUCAACUCUAAGGGCCAAAUCCACAAAAGGAUUGCGCGGCUUUUGCGGCCGCUAAACCGGUGCAAAUGACACAAAAAGAGAGCGUCUAAUUCACAAAGCACCCGCAAAGGGCGAAUUGCACCACAAACUGCGCUGCCAAGCAAAUAGUGUCAUUGUGCGCCUGUGCCAUUUGCAUGCAUGUAAAUUAGGUAAUAUUCAUACAUUUGGCACAAAAUUGCCCCCUUUCUAUGCAAAUAAGCCUCAUUGCAAAAACCGUCUAAUUCACAAAGGCCAGCGCUAUUUGCCACACGCAAAAAUAGUGGAGCAAAUACCAUCUUUUCGAAGCGUGUAUUAACUGCGCGCAAACUCACUCCUCACUCCUGCUCUGUCUCUGUUUCUCUCUCUCUCUUCAAUAUCAUUCAAGCCUGUGUGAUACUGAAUUAUAUUAAGGGUGAAAUCUACAGUCAAACAUGACUGUAGACAAUCAGAUCAAGUGGGGUUGUGGACUUAUCUCGGAUUUAAAAAUAAAAAUAACAGGAUGGAGCUCAGGAUUCAUCCAUACAGUAAGGGGCUGCUUUAUUACAAACAAUUCCACCAUAUAAACAUAUAAAUCUAGAAUGUGUGUGUUUAACAGCUGACCUGUAGGUGUGUGUAGCAAAACACAGAACAUGAAUUACCGUCAGAUCCUGAUCUGGGACCUCAUCUAUAAAGCUUGCUUGCGCACAAAAAGGGCCUGAAAGAUGCGGCGACGCGCACUGUACGGUGCGCAAGAGUUUGAAAAGUGGGGGGGGGGGCAUGUCCCCCCCUGUUCCCAGUGGAAAUUGCGCCCUUGCACCUCACGGCGUUUUAUUUUCACUCGCUUUAUUUUUUAUUUCUGCAGUUUUCAUUAUGGACCAAUCUGUGUGCUGAAAUAUGGAGAACACUGGAAACAGCUCGUCUCACUUACUCAGACAAGUGCAAAUUGCACUCAGCUCCAAAACUUUAUGGGCGUGUUUGCGCCGGUAUAUCAUUAGAGCAAAAUCUUUUGUGAAUAGGACCUUAAGGCGGGGCAAAUUGCGGGCGCAAAUGCGGCGCAAUUCACAGCGCUAUUUGCGGGCACAAUCUGUUCUUUGUGGAUUUACCCCUUAAAUGUUCAUGUGAAAUGAUUAAAGAUUCACUCUGAUUGAUGGAAACAAAUGUUCAAGUUCCCUAUUACCUUGUUUAAUCAAAAUUUGAUAAAUGCGAUUUUUUGUCUGAUUGUUGACAUUGACAUUCUGCAUGUUGAAAUGUUAACUUUUAUUUACUCAUUUUACUAGUUUUAACCUGGUACAGCUGCUGCACUCGUAUUUGUACUCGGAGACUUUUCUGCUCUGCUGUCACACCGAGCUGCAGUGACCUGUUAUGAGAAGAUUUGGUGUUUAGUUUCAUCUUUGUUGUGGUGUUCAAAGUACUUUGCAUCCCGAAACUCCAUCACUUCUGCAUCGAGAC
Molecule: messenger RNA, 3404 nt
Organism: Cololabis saira (Pacific saury)
Lineage: Eukaryota; Metazoa; Chordata; Actinopteri; Beloniformes; Belonidae
Product: E3 ubiquitin-protein ligase TRIM21-like
Exons: 2
Coding region: 316-1959 (547 amino acids)
Molecular function (GO): zinc ion binding; protein binding
Source: RefSeq, a predicted model, not a curated record